Molecule: messenger RNA, 9795 nt
Organism: Styela clava
Lineage: Eukaryota; Metazoa; Chordata; Ascidiacea; Stolidobranchia; Styelidae
Source: RefSeq, a predicted model, not a curated record
CCGCAGUCUAGCAUAUAAUAAAAAUUCGCCUGCAACGCCUCGGACAAAAAAUGAUUUUAAUGUAGAACACAACUAAUGUAUGUGCAUGGUUUGUGCAAAAUGUAAAGAGAUUUUACUCAACUGAACUUCUACAUCUGCAUCCAAAGACAGCCUGCAAACUGGAUAAGCCACCGUCAAAGGCCGAGCAGGCUGCUCGGUUAAAACACAAGAUGUUUCAGAUUCAUAAGAAACCUCAGGGUGAUGCAGCAGUAAAGAAAUCUGUUCAAAAAAUAUUGGAUCCGAAAAAAGAUAUUGUCACGAGAUUGAAGCAUUUGAGGCUUGUUCUAGAUAAUGUCACUGAUCCAGCAGAAGAACAAGCAAUUUUUGAACAAUACUAUUCUCAUAUUUAUUAUGUUUUCUAUGAAAACUUUCUUCUGGCUGAGGCAAAUGUGCGACAGAAAGGAGCUCACAGAGCACAAAGAGAAGAGCUCGAUGGCAUGCUGCAAAUUUUUGAGACUAUUCUUGUACGUUUACCUGAGAUGCUCCAUGAAAGAUGGCAAUAUAACAGUAUUGAUCGAAUUAUCAAGACGCUCCUACAUCCAGGAAAUUCACUCAAGAUGCGACGAGAUGGAGUGAAAUUCUUCUUAUUGUGGUUUCGUGCUUUGAAUGUGAAUGCUAAAGAAUCAACAAUAUUAUUGUAUGCAUCUAUUGUACCGGGAUUUCCCUCCCCACCAGCAAAAAAUGAACUAUACAGUGGAUGUUACAUUGAAUCACUAAUAAAUCCUGUUCCUGACAACAGUCAAACUGGCGUAUGUCCUGCAGAAAUUACUUGCUUGCUUCCUCCUCCUGCUGGCGAAAAGAAUCCUCAUGACCUGACGAAGUUCUUCUUGGAUAUAAUGUUGGAAUAUAUGGUUGUAGAGGCUUGUAAGUUACAAUGGAAAGAUCGACCAAAAAUGGAAACAGUCUGUUUUUCUUUUCUCUGGAAUAUGUUCAAGAAAUACUAUCUUCCUCAUAUUUUUGAUGAUUUUCAUUUCGACACUUCUGUUUAUCAGCCUAAUUUAUCAUUGCCUGAGCCGAGAGGACCUGUGAACUACAUUUUAAAUGUAACAGACACUGGCUCAAUUGAUCCGUGUAUUGAAGUUGGUCCUGGUUGUCCCAUGCUGCCUGCUCGCGUUUCCACAAUUAAAUGGGUGAUAGCAUUCACAAGUGAUGCCCUGCACAAUGAAAAUAAGAACAGGGGUGCAAGGUCGGAUGUCGUAUUGGACGGCCUGUCCAGACUGCUGAAAUCACAUAUGAUGCAACAACGGCUUAUAGUUGGUUCUGUAAUUGGACUUCCAGACAGACAAGCCAUUGGUGAAGCAGAUUCAAAAAUGGCAGGAGGGAAUUCAUCUGGUGGUAGCCAUGAGCAAGAAGCAUCUCAUUCUAACACAAGUACUUUGACUGAAAAGGCACCCAGUUUAUCAAGUCUUUCCAGUCUUGAUGACAAAUUAAAAUCAACUGGUUCAGCAACAGAUGAAGAAGAACUCGUCAGAAAUAUUUUAUAUUCAACAAGAGAAAAUGUCAACAUUGUUCAUGAAGUUUUUCGACAGGCUCUGAUGCUACCUUUGACUGAAGCUCCAACAAUGAGAAGAGUUGUUAAAGUUUAUCAGGAAUGGAUACAGGAUGGUAUAACUCCAAUUUUCAUGGAAGAGCCAGAUCUAAGUGCCAUGAAUGACCCAACACCAGUAGAUAAUACAGUGGUGAAUGAAUCAGAUGAUGAAGAAGAAUUUUCAAAUCCACAACGGAAAACGUCAUCAACUUCGACAAGUAGUUUGAGAAAUGUUUCAUACAUGAGAGGACAACUAAAUCCAUUGUUGGAUCAAGCAUUGUCAACAUAUGUACAAGCUGGAUGUCAAACGACAUAUCAACUGUUUGUUACUAAUUCAGCUCAUGUUUUUCUUGUUGAACCACCUGAUGAUGCUCAUAAACUCAUUCAAGCUCAGGUUGAUGUAUGCAAACGAGUUCUCAAUUUAUAUCGUCACAUGGUAAUGCAUGUCAAUAUGAACAGCACAACAUGGACACAAUUGCUUCAAGUUUUGCUUCAUAUUACUCGUAUUAUGCUUCAAGAUGCAGAAACUCCGAAAUCUAUCAGAGUAACUACAGUAGCUGGGAGAUUGGCUGGUCCUGUUUUUCAGACACUAAUUGUAUCAUGGAUCAAAGCAAACUUAUUUGUCCAUGUAUCUCGUGAAUUAUGGGAUGAAUUGGUUGAUGUUUUAUCAAGUCUUAUGCAUUGGAAAGAUCUUAUUGUGGAAUGGGCCAAAAAUAUGGACACAAUGACCAGAGUAUUGGCAAGACAUGUGUAUGGAUUAGAAUUAAGUGAUUUACCUUUGGAUAGAUUGACUGAACAGAAGCAAAUGAGAAACAGGAAAGCUGCUUUGCGAGAAAGACUUGCUAAACCUGCGGAGAAAUCAUUCAGUAAAGGUUGGAGUCGCGAAUCCGUUCCUCCUAAUUCUGGGAGAUCUGCAAGAAUGAGAAGUCAAACAGCAAUAGGAGAUAUUACAGAAAGUCAUGUAACAGACAGUCGGACAACACCUGCUCUAAUGGUGAAUGGAACUAAAUCAGAUGAAAUUGAAAAUAAUUUUUCUGUAGACAGAAGGGGAAGAUCUGUGACAGUCCUGGGUUUGGAAGCAGCACCUGAAACAGACCGUACUCUUCAAAAUGUACCUGGAUUGGGUGGAGCUCCAGAACAUACCGGUGGUCAUCUACCAUUGAAAAGAGGAAUGUCUGAUAGUAGUAAUUUAUCUUCAUCACCGCCUGGAACUCUCACAAUUGGAGGCAAACUUGAUAGUAAUCUACAACGAAGCAGCAGUACUUCUGAUAUAUCAAGAGAUAAGAUUGAAGAUAAUUACAGAGAACAUAUUCACAUUGAAUACAAUCAACCUGGUAGACAGAGAUGUAAUUCUGGACCUGGAUACAGAGAAGACAUGAGAGUACAUGGCCUUCGAACACAAUCAAGUGAUAACGAUGGAGUGACGAGUUUAUGCAGUGUUGAAGAUGCAUUUAAUGAUAUGUUCGAUGAACUAGCACAACAGAGACUUAGUACUGUGAACCCCAAACCAGUAGUUGCAGAGGUCUGGAAUGCACCGACUGACGUGAUAAGCAUUAAAAGUCAAGAUUCAGGAUCUAUCGAUCCAAAUUGGAAUCCAUGGGCAGAAUCGGAUGCUCAAACCACCGCACAUGAUGAUUCUGCAGAAGGACAAGAUCAAUUGUAUCACGAAACAGAAGCUAAAAGAAGUGAUGAAUAUGCUGAUGCUAGAGAAGAGGAUUAUACUUCAGAAUGGGGAAAUUGUUUAGAAGACUCAAAUUAUGAUAAAGAAAAUGAAGAUCAUUCGUCUGCAGAAUCUGAUUCUGAAUCAACGAGCAACGACUAUGAUUUCAGCUCCACCACUGGUACUCUAACUCUCUCUGGGUCAUGCUCGAUGACCCAUAACAUUGAAAUUCCUCGUAGUGAUACUAAUGAACAAUUGAAUGCGUUUUCCUCACUGCCUACCACUACCCGUCCUACCACUCUCCUAUUUGACAAAUCUACUCCGAGUGCCUCCUCUAUUAUACUCACCGAACCAACACCCCCCAAAAUUAUAUGGGAAAACUUAUCUCAGUUAAUCCCUAAGAAAUCUCACUCUAGUCCUUGCACUCCCGCACCUUAUACCCAACCUAUAGUUAUUAUUAAUAAACCUCCGUUAAAUACGUCAUUGAGACGUGCCAAAUCAUACCUCUCUUACCCAGCUAAUCGACGACGACCCGUUCGUAGCAUUUCCUUGCCACGACAAAAUCUUCCAAGGAACCUAUCCAGUCCCAGUUUAGCACUCGCUCCCUCACAUCGCACUUUUCCUCUCACAAAAUUGUCGAGUAGUAGAAGAGUGGUGGAGCCCGUCAGUUCUUCUAAUGAAUCUUUCAGCUGUCCAAUUAAGAUCACUCACAGCAUGCAAUGCUUUCCCUGCUUUAGCGUAGAUGGAAUAGUACCGCAGCAUCUUGCUGAAUUGACAGUAAAUCAGAACAAGGAAAAGGAUACAAUUGUGAACGAACUUGCUAGCAUGCUUUCAAAAGAACAAAACACAUCCAGUGAAACUGCAAGCCCAGGUGUCUCGAGUCCUCCAUAUCAAUUAUAUAAACAUGUAGCAAGAGACAGGUAUGAUUCAACUGCACUUUUGAUUCCGGAUCCCAGGCGUGACACGUCAAGAAAUGAGACUCGUGAAAGUAUUGCAGAGGAAGAAAUUCCUUGUAACGAUUCCCCUGAUGCAGAUACAUUGUUUGAGAAAUCAUCAGAUGAUAUACUUGGUGUUCAUACAAGCACUCCACAUAUCACACUUUCGAAAGGAACAUCAGAUUUAUCUGGUGAUGAAAGUAUGGACGAGAACAAUUUUCAGCAAGAUAAAACAGGUGACAGUAUACUUGCACCAUCAGAAGAUUGCAGUAUUCUUGCUGGUGGCAGAAGAACAGGUUGGUAUCCUGAUGUUGCUGUAGCAUUAUGGAGAAGAUUGCUCGGCAUUUUGGGCGACGUCAAUAAAGUAGAAGAUCCAGUCAUACAUCAACUCAUUUUCACAUAUCUUUUGAAAUUCUGGAAGGUUCUAUUCAAGAUGAGAGACAAUCUUGGAAUAACAACCGACAAUAUGUCCACACCAGAACCACCUCAACUUGUUCCUCCACUUCGGAUCAUGGCACCUUGGGCAUUCAAGGCAGUGAUGUCUCUCCCAGAUUCUCACAAAGGUGGAUGUCUACAUGCUUAUCAACUACUAUGCAACACAACGUUACAAACUCACGAUACAAGACUUGAACCAGAACAUCUCGCUUUAUUUUAUAUGAUACUGCAUGAAGGAUUGCACUCAGAUCAGGAACAAGAUAAAGUGAAUGAAAUUGUAGAAAGCUCAAGUCCAAGAUUUUUUUCAUGUGGUCUUCCUGCAUCUACAUUGUUAUUACUUGAUUUUAUUUAUGCAUGUCACGCAGUUGCUGCAUCAACGGACUUAUCGGGUCCGCGUGUGGAGGCACAAACCUUACUUGGAUCUGUUUUAUGUUUCCCCAAUUUAUAUUAUGAUCUUCCAGUACUAAAUCCUGACUCGAAGGAGCCACAAGCUUUAAUGUGCAAUAAUAUCAAGGAAUAUGUGGCUGAUGCAUUGUUAACGUCAGCAAAAAAGGAACCUUCAGCUCCAGCGAGGUGUGUUGCGUUGAGUAGUUUAGGUGUGUGGUUGUAUGAAGAACUCACUUCUUCUGUAGAAGAAGCCACUGCAACACCUACGACUGUACAGAGUGAUGGUAUUGUUUAUGACACUAACCUAUCGCCAGUGAAAGGAAGAAUACUGGCUCGUCAUGGCAGAGUGAAAGAAGCAAUAAAUGUCAUGUUGGUUUCACUCAAGUUCAAUAAUCGUGUUGUGGCCGGUGUUGCUUGUAGUCAACUCCACCUACUCACUCACUGUAUACCUCAGUUGCUUGAGUAUAUGCCUGAGAUGCCGUCUCGAAUCAUAGAGGUAAUGUCUCUCACUGCAUCAUCUCUUCUUCAAAGCUCAGAAGCAAAGUCAUCAGAUAGUGGAAGACAGCUUUUGGUUUCCCUGCUGCUAUGUAUAUGUGAUUGGUGUAUGUUGGUUCCACUUGAUAUGUUGAUUGAAAUUACAACUCCUGGUACGGAUAAAAGAUUGAUACGCACUGUGUUCAAGGCCCUUCAAACUGGAGCUCUCGGAAAACCUGGUCACAGUGCAAAACACAGUUAUAGUUUGUCUGAUCUCGCUUCGAAAGAUUUCGAUCCAAAUCUACAACUGGAUAAAGUAUCGGAAGGAUCAUCCAGUUCUAUUAAUGGCAGUGGACAAAUGAGAAAUAAUAAGUUACCACUGCCUCCUAUGCCUAAUGUGUCUAUCGGUACAGACAAUGUAGUGAGUCUUACUGCCAGUACAGUUCUCAGUCAUUUAACAAAUCAUCUUGGACAUUUUCCGCUCGCUAAAGGUCCUGCAGUACUAAACAGUAUGGUUACUGAACAACAAGAUCAUGGAAUGGAUAAUAAAAAUCUCUCAGCUGAUUUGUCAAAUAACUUAUUUAGUUCUCCAAAUGUACAGUUUUUGAUCUACAAUGACAGUUGUCUGCUAUCUAUGGUUGAAAUAAAUGCACAGAAGGAUGUACCUGGAGGAGGACCAACAGCUGGUUUAUCGACAGCUCCAACUAAUGUUCGUCUGAUUAUCAGGGAUACAAGCGGAAAAUUUUGUUGGGAUUCUUCAAUAUUAUAUGGAUUACCUGAUUUAGAAAAUCAUACGAAACCAGUUUCACAUGUUCCACUGUCAACUCUGGAUGUCGAAAUAUCGAAAGUGAUAUCAGAACAUUGCAGUUCUUAUAUAUCAUAUGCUGAAUCAGAAAUUAAGAAGAAAACAAAAGUCAAGGAAACUCCACUGCCGUCACAUGAUGUCUCUCUGCCAUCUGAACAAUCUUCUGAUAAAUUGGACCAAUUAGUGCAAUAUGUUGGAUACUCCAGUCCUGAAUGUCAGGAAUUUCCUGGUCGUCCUUUAAACAUUCCUGCUUCUCCUUCGAGGGUUCUUGAUGACACAAAACUGCAAGGAAAAGCUCUUGAAUAUAUUCUUAAACAACACAAAUCACAAAGCACUUAUUAUUCUAGCAACGCUCAUCACACCAGUUGUCAAAGUCGAUCCGUGCGCCCUCUUACAUACUCGCCUCCUCAACCAUCGUUUCAUCAAUCUCGUCUUCUCAUAUCUCAAACUGCAUUCUUAUCAAAAGAAAACCGAAGACGAGUCACUUUAUUAAAAAAGAAUGAAAGACUUCUACGUGAACUCAAAAAUCUAGAUUCAAGGCAUUGUCGAGAAACACACAAGGUUGCAGUGUUAUACAUUGCUCCUGGUCAAGAGGACAAAUUAUCAGUUCUUUCAAACACUGCUGGCAGUAAAGAUUUUGAGAAUUUUGUCUGUGGACUUGGCUGGGAGGUUGACUUGAAAACUCAUUGUGGAUUUCGUGGCAAACUACAUGCUGAUGGAAGCACUGGAUCAACUUCACCUUAUUAUGCAACAUCAACACUAGAAGUUGUUUUUCACGUUUCCACAAGAUUUCCUUCAACGAAUGAUGAUUCAAGAAAUAUUAAGUUGAAACAUCUUGGUAAUGAUGAAGUUCACAUUGUAUGGUCUGAACACAGCAGAGAUUACAGGAGAGGGAUUAUACCAACUGAAUUUGGAGAUGUUCUCAUCAUUAUUUAUCCAAUGAAACAUAUGUUAUAUCGAAUACAAAUCAAGAAAAAGGAUGAGGUACCAUACUUUGGACCACUAUUUGAUGGUGCUAUUGUCAAUGCACGUGUUUUACCUGUUCUAGUCAGAGAAACAGCCAUAAAUGCAGGAAGAGCUAAGCGUUCACAAAUAUCUUUGUACCAGCCAUUCUAUGAAGAACGAGCGAAAUAUCUUCGUCAAAUCAUCGAUCAAUUCCGAGACGACACAACUUUUGAAGAUUAUGCGGCCCAAUUAUUUUCACCUGGAACUGCAAGAAAUUUAUCUCCAGCAGCUAAGCUUGUACCCAAAAGGCCAGCACCUAAGCCCUCUCCACCCUUACCUGCUUCUGAAAUGCCACAAGCGCAAAGUACUCCUAUGCCACCGACAUUCGUUUCCCAACCUAGCCCAAUUGUUGGUAAAGUACUACCGCUUGCUGCUCAACAACCGUUCUCUGUUGCUAAUAGCAACAAUAAUAACAGUGGAAUUCAGUCGAGUGUGAUACAUGAAGUUACGUCAAACAGAAGACGACAUGUCAGCACGGAUUCCGAUACAUCAGUGCAAUCUAACGUUUCAACUAAUAUUCCGCCUAUAAAAGAAGUUCCCAAUAUAGAAGAAUUCGAUGGCGGAAAAGGCGCACGAUACACACCUGGACAUCAAGUAUCUUCCAACAGAGCAGUUUCCAAUCCGUCACCUACUCCACCUGUUCAUAAAUCUUCAGCGUCUCAUCUAUUGAUUUCAACACCUCGUCCGAAACCCAGUGCUUCGUCUCAUCCAACUUCCAUAUCGGCACUCAGUUUUUCACAAAACCAACAACAAACACCAGUGUAUCCAACCUCUAUUGAUGCUUCAACUAAAAUACACAUUCCUGUUUCUAAACUUCAUCCCACCUUGUCAAAAUCUUCAAAUCAACAAAGUACACAAAACUCCUUUUUCAAGCGCCAUUCUGCAAGUAGUGUUAAAACCUCGUCCGCAACAAACAGUGGAAUCAUACUUGUUCCGCCACCACCAACGACAACAAAAUCUGUCCAGAGGGAUGUAAUCAACCGUUCCUUGUCCAGUCCAGCGUCACCAACAAAACCAUUUUUCCAAGUUACUUACCAGGAUCAUGCGAUCUAGUCGUAAAAAGUAUCGAGAGUUUAUUAUUUUUCUUCUUCAAAUAUGGCGGACUUGUACCGAGUCCUAUUUAACCAGGAAUCCAAGGCCCAGCCAGUCCAUCGGGCUCUUGUAUUGUCAUCUGCAGCUGAUAUCUUCAAAUGUUAAUGCUGAUUCGUUUUUGUUUCUCUCAAAAAAAAUGGAGUAGCAAUAAAAUAAGACUACCUGGUGAAUGACUCCUCCCUCCCAUGUAACUUUCCUAUAUUGAUAACCAGAUUCCAAUGCUGUCGUCUUAAUCCAAUAUAAGUUUCAACUCGUAACUUUUUUGACAAUUCUCCAUAUGGAAAAAUCAAAUACUGUACUAUGCAAUAUACAACGAUUUGCUAUUUGAUUUGAUCUGUUUUGCUAUUCGCUUUAUCUGUUUCCUAUUUUCAUUUGGUGCGCACUAUGCUAAAAAUCACUAUGUUAAGCCUAUCGAUGAUUUUCAGCGUCCUACACUCACCCAUUAUAACCUAAAUCAAUAUCAGAAGCAAUCUUGCACAUAUCGUUUUUUAUUUUCUGUUGAAAAAUUAAAAGGUGCAAUUUGCUUGUUAAAACUCGAUCAAUUUUGUCCGCUGGUUCGGAAGACUACCAUGGAUGGAUACAAGGAUGUCAAAAUAUUUCCUUGUUUCAGAUAUUGAAAUGGUUGUCUAUUAUCAUACUCUACCAAAAAUUGCUGGAUAAGAAGGCCGUUUAACCGACUUUCCUCUCAAAUUUCCUUACCGUUUGGCUCAUUGAAUUAGUACAAUUAGCAAUAUUUGAAUUUAAUAGAAUAAUCAAAAAAAUAUCAAUUUGAAAACAUGCUGUGCAAUUCGUUGUUCGGGACGAAAUGCGUAUUAUUACGUCAUAUAAAAGUAACAUAAACAGUCCAACUUAGCGGCAUCGGAAGCCUCCACAUUACGAUUUUCCUACAUGGUAGAUCAUGAGGCAGAUUUUCUAAUUAUUGGACAUCUGGUGUGCUUUGUGAAAUAAUCUAUCUUUUUAUCUUAGAACUUGCACAUUAUCCAACUUUCCAUUGUGUUCUUUUGUUUAUGUCUAGUGAGGAAUUGUAUGUUCUAAUUUUCUAUCUAACAUUUAAGGUAUCUCUCGGCACAAAAUUGACCACACCCCUCCCAUACUUGAUCCUAUGAUGUUGGAAGUAAUGAUGACGUCAUAUUUACCAGAAAUUUUGUAGAUUAUUAAAAAAGUUAUUAAUCAAUUUAUCAAACUUUUUAUCAGUCAAUAUAAUCCGUUUAAAAUCGAAAAAGAUAAGGUAUAAAAUGUGUCCAGUCAAUCAUGAACGAUCAUGUUUGGUAUUAUAAUAUAAUACACCAAGUACGGUGGUCCAUACAUGGCCCUAUCGUGUUUUCUUGUUUGACAGUAUAAAUUUAUAUGUAUUUUCUCUUUGUUCCUUUUUUUUCUUAUUGGAAAAGAUUUAAAAUAAAUAAAUAUAAAAUAAAAAUGAAGCGAAUUAUAAACA